AUGAACUCAAAUAAAAAUAUUGUUAACAAAUUAUAUAGAUAUAAUAGAAAAAAUGAUAACCAUAAGAAGAAAAGAAUUUUGAUAUAUGAAAAUAGCGUUUAUUAUACUCCUGGUGAUUGUGUAUUAUGUAAACAAUUAAGUAGUUUUUCUAUUAAAAAGAGAUGGGAUAAAAAGAAGAAGAAAAUAUUAAAAUUAACUGAAAAAGAAGAAUAUCUUAAACAGUAUAAAUAUUUGGAAAUUGAGAAUAAUGAUAAUACUGAUGAAUGUUAUAAUAAUGAUGAAGAAGAAAAUGAAGUUUCCGAUUUAAUGAUAACAUAUUGUGAUAGGCAUGUAAGCCUUAUAAAUAUUUUAGUUAAUAUAUUUAAGAUAUAUAAAAUUAAAAAAAAAACAUAUUUGAAUGUUAUGUUAAAUAUAGAUUACGUUCUCCUUCAAACUAUAUACAAUAUUAUUUUAUAUUUUGUUUACUUAUAUAUAUAUUACACGAAAUAUAUAUAUUAUAUAUUAAGAACAUAUUUGUUCCUAUUAUUAUAUAAUAGUUUUCAUAUUUUAUUCAAAAAUUAUUAUCAUCCUAAUAUCUCUUUGUAUAAUUAUUUUGGAGACAAUAUAAAAAAGGAUAUUCUACAACAAUGGAAAAUGAAAAAAAAGAAAAAGAAGAAAAAAAGAAAGAAAAAAAAAACUUCUCCUUUCUUAUGUAAUAAAAAUUUAAGUGAAACACACAGUAAUUUUUUUGAUAGAAAAUAUUCAUAUAAAAUUAUAAAGUAUUCAUAUACCAAUAACUUUGAUGAUGACUUUAUUAAAUUUUUAUUAUAUAUAUUUUAUGAAAAUUUUAUAAAUAAAUUUAAUAAAAAUUUUAAUGUACAUCAUCAUGUUUAUAAAAAAAUAUAUUACUAUAAGAUAAAAGAAGGAAUGUUUCCAUUUUUGUAUGUUCAUGUGUACAAAUGUAAUUACAAUUUAUUGUAUAUUUUUAAUAGAUGCAAUUUCAAAUUUAAAGCUUAUAUAUUAUUAAUUUGUAAAGAAAAAAACAGUCAACAAAUAUUUAUAUUCUUUAAUAACAAUUUGUUAAUUAAGGAAGAUUAUGUUAUGAGGGACCUGAUUUAUGUAAUUAAUAAUAUUAGAAAAAAAAUAAAUAAAAUAAAAAUAAUAUAUCGUGAUACGAAAAAAAGAUGUUAUUUUAUAUUUUAUAAAAACAAAUGUGCAUCAUUUCUUAUAGUAAAUCAUAUUUUAAAUUCACAAAUUGAAGUUAUAAAAAAAAAAAGGAAUAAUAUUUAUUAUGAGAAACCAAAAAUUUAUAUAAAAAAUGAGGACUUCAAUUGUAAACAUAAUAAAAUAAUUUAUAAAUAUUACAUAAGUGUCUUAAAUAAUAUCUUAUGUAUAUCAAAAAAAAAUAAUAUUAUUAAAUAUAUUGAUAGUAUAAAUAAAAAUCAUAAAAGACCAAUAAAAAUAUCUAAUUAUAAUAUAGAGAAUGUUUGUAUAAAUCUAUUGUUACCUGACAUUUUCUGUAAAUAUUAUAAAAAAGGAGAUAAAAAAAAGAAAAAAAAGAGAAAAAAGAAAAAUAUUAAAAAAAUAAUAUUUAAAGAGAGAAAAAUGAAUAUUAAGUUAUAUAAUAUAUUAUUAAAACGUGAAAUUCUAACAUAUUUUAAUUUUUUUAAUGUAAUUAAUUGUGAUAGAUGUAUUAUUUAUCAAAAUAAUUUGUAUAAUAAUUUAGUAGGGUUAAUAAAAGGAUCUUAUAUGAAAACAUGUACAAAUGAUGAGACAAAUAGAAAUGAUGAAGAUAUAAAUAAUAAAAAUGGUUAUAAUAAUAAUGAACAUAGUAAAAGUAGUAAUGACAGAAGUAAUAACAAUAAUGGUAAUAAUAAUAACGGAUCAAAAAAUCAAAAUGGUAAUAAUAGUAAUAAUGAUGGAAAUGAUAAGGAUGAUGAUAAAAAAGGAAAUGAUAGAAAAAAUGAGGAUAAAGAGGAUGACAAUAAAAAUGAUGAUGAUAAAAAAGAAAAUAUUGAUGAUGGUAAAAAAGAAAAUAAUGAUGAUAAUAAAAAUGAAGAAGACAACCAUAAAAAUGAUAACAAUAAAAGUGAUAAUAAUAAUAAUAAUAUUGAUGAUGAUAAAAAAAAUGGUGAUGGUUUGAAUCCUUCCUCUGAUACCAAGAAAAGGAAGGAAAAGUAUAAGACCAAGAAUAAAAUGAAAUCAGAUAACACAUUAAAUGAAAAUGUAAAGGAAUUAUCAUUUGAUAAAGAAAUAAAAAGUUAUACAUGCACUAAUAAUGAUUUAUGUUUAGUAAAUAACACAAUAUGUGAAUCAAAUAAAAAGAAAAAAAGUAAUAGAACAGAAAAGAGAAAUUAUAAUAAUGAGAAAAAUGAUAAGAAUUCAUUAAAUAGUGUUAUAGCUGAAAAUGCAUAUAAGAUUAUAAAAAAUGGGAGAUUAUAUAAACCUACUGAACCAGUGAAUAUAUUUCGAUCACAUAAUAAAUUUAUGUUAAAAGAAAUGAUGUGGAUGAGUAUAGAUUAUUAUGAAGAAAAGAGAUGGAAAAAAAAUGUUUCAAAAAAAUUUGGAUACUUAAUGAGUAACCAUUUUGAAGAAAAAAAAAAAAAUGAUAAAUAUUUUAUUUCUUCUCAAAUAUCAAAUGAUAUUAAAAUGUUUUGGUUUUUUAUGUUAAAUGAAAUAAGACCAGAUUUAGUUCCAGUAGAUUUAGAUCAUAAGAUUAAAAAUAAAAAUCACUUAAAGAAAGAUUUUUUGAAUUCUUUUAGAAAAAAUCUACAAAUUGAGGAAUAUAAUCUUGAAAUGGAUGAUAAUAAUCAAUUUGCCUUUAAUCAACAUGAUGGUAUUAUAAAUGAAGAAUCAUCUGUACAAAAUAAGAGUGAGAAAAAUAGUUUCUCUAUUAAUACAACUAUUGAUGAUAAUUGGGGGUUAUUAAAUAAAAUGAAUCAUCAAAAUGGAAAAAAUAACAACAAUAAUGAUGAUAAUACAAAUAGUGAUUAUAAUAAAAAAUGUGAUGAUAAUACAAAUAGUGAUUAUAAUAAAAAAUGUGAUGAUAAUACAAAUAGUGAUUAUAAUAAAAAAUUUGAUGAUAAUACAAAUAGUGAUUAUAAUAAAAAAUGUGAUGAUAAUACAAAUAGUGAUUAUAAUAAAAAAUGUGAUGAUAAUACAAAUAGUGAUUAUAAUAAAAAAUGUGAUGAUAAUAAUUUUUCUUGUGAUGAUAAUAAGAUUAAUAAUAUUUCAAUAGAACAUGCUAAUUGUAUUAAUGGUAGUAAUAAAUAUAAUUUGUUAAACAUUUCCCCAUAUAAAGAAACAAAUGUGAUCGAUAAUAAUACUAAUGAUAUUAGUAGCGUUUAUUGUGAAAAUAAUAUUAAUAUUAAUAAUAAUAAUAAAAAAAACAAUGAAAGGAAUAACAAUAUAAAUGUAUUUAAAAAAAAGAAUAUCAUAGAUUAUGAAAAUUACGAUCAAAUUGUUAUGAAUAUAGAAGAAAAUGUAAAUAAAGAUUUAUUGAAAAAACAUAAAAUAUAUAAAAAGGAUUAUUAUACAGUUGAAAAUGUUCAUAUAAAGCAUAUACCAUAUGAUGAUAAUAAUUUAUAUUAUAAUGAUGAUCUAUAUAAUUAUUAUCAAUCUAAAAAUGAUGAUGGAUAUUUAGAUUUAAGUAAUCAUUUAUAUAUUUAUUGUUUACUUUUUAUAAGUAUUUCUCUUAUUGAAAUGAAUGAACAUAUUAAUUUUUAUAGAAUUGAUAGUAACCUUCCUAAUGAUAUAGAUCACACAUUGUUAGAAGAUGAACCAAAUAAUAAUAACAACAAUAAUAAUAAUAAUGAUAAUCAUAUUUUUGUCAAUUAUAUGAAUGAAUAUAAUAAUGGAGAAUUAUUUUGUAAUAAUACUGUAAGAGACAAUUUAAAAUUUCCACACUACAGUGCAUUUAAAAAAAUAAAAAACGAAUUUGAAGAUUUGAGAGAAAUGAAAAAGAAAAAGAAAAUAGAUAUGUUGAAAAAUUACCAAGAUGAUUUAUUAGGUAAUGUAGAGAACCCAUAUUUAGAUAUCAUAAGAAAAGGUAAUAAUGAAUUUAAGGAUAAUAAAAUUUUUUCGAAUAAUGAAAAUAAUGUAUAUGAUCCAAGUGUAAAAAGAAAUAGUAUUAUGGAUAAAGAUAUAUAUGAAAUUGAAAAAGAUAUUAAUAAUGAUGAAAAUGACAUAUUAAGAGGAAAGCAAGAAAAAAAAAAAAAUUAUGAAGAAAACAAAAUGAUAGAAAGGUAUUAUGAUGAAAUGUUAUUAAAGAAGAAGAGUAUAAACGAAUUAAAAUUAAUAUCAGAAGAAAUGUUAUUAUCCAAAAGAGAAAAUGACAAUGAUAAUGAAUAUAAGAAUAAGAAUAAUAUAGAACAAUAUGAUAAAGAAGAAAAUUAUAAUGGAUAUGAUAAAAUAAAUAAAUAUGUAAAUAAAAAAAUAUCAUCUAUAGAUAAUAAUAAUAAUAAUAUUUUCAAUAUUGAAAAUAAAUUGGAUUCAUUUGUUGUACAUAAAAAUAUGAGCAAUAGUAAUAUUUAUAAUAUUCUUAGUGUACCUUCAUUAAAUAACACAGAUGUAAAAGACCUGGUUGUCAUACCUUAUUCAUAUGAUAAUAAUAAUAAUAUAAAAACAAAGGAAUCGGGUAGUAGUACUAAUAAUAAUAGUAAUAUUAAUAAUAUAAUAUAUGAAAAGAAUAAAAAUGAUUAUAUUAAUGAAAUAAAAAAGAAAAAUGUAAAUGUAUAUUUACAUAAUAUGGAGUUGUAUGGAGGAAUACCAUAUCCCUUUGAAUAUAAAUAUAUUGAUGAUUUUUAUGAUGAUAUUAAUUUACCUUUAAUGAAUUUAACGGAAUAUGAUAAAUACACUUUUUUCUUAUAUUUAUUUUAUAUGAAAAAUUCUUCUUAUAUAUUAAAGAAACAAAUGAAAAAGGAUAAAAGAAAACGUAAGAAAGAAUUCACUGAUGUACUUUUAACAAAAAAAAGAACUCCUAAGAGGAAAAUGACCAAAUUAGAAAACGAAAAGAAAAUAGGACAAAUAGAAGAUGCUGAUAAGGUUUUAAAUGCAGAAAAAGUAGUUGAUGAAGAAAAAGUUAUAAAUGAUCAAAAUAAAUUAUCAAAUGAAAUUAAUAAUAUUAAAGAAGUAAUUGUUCCAGAUACCAAAAUUGAUAGCAAAAGGGAUAUUACAAAUGAUAUUACGAAUAAUAUUACGAAUAAUAUUACAAAUGAUAUUACAAAUAAUAUUACAAAUAAUAUUACAAAUGAUAUUACGAAUAAUAUUACGAAUAAUAUUACGAAUAAUAUUACAAAUGAUAUUACAAAUGAUAUUACAAAUGAUAUUACCAAUAAUAUUACCAAUAAUAUUACAAAUGAUGCUAGAAAUGACGAAAAGGAUGGUGAUAAAAUUAAUGAUAAAGAAAAUGUUAGUAGUAUAUUAAAGACAAGUACAAAGGAUAAGAGUAAAAAUAAAUUGAAAAAUAAAGAUGGCUAUGUUAUUAAAAAAGAACAUUUAGAAGAUUUAGAAGAACGACAACAAAGGAAAAUUAAAAAGAAAGAAAUGGAAACCAUUAAAAAAUGGAAAGAGAAAAAAGAUGAGUGGGAAUUAGAAGAAACAAAUUUCCUUCUUAUAUUAACAAAAACAUAUAUGAAUUAUAUUAACAUAGAUGAAAUAAUUAAAAAGGAAUAUGGCAUAUCAUUAAAUGGAUGCAACUCAUUAGGAGACAUAAAAAAUAGGAAUGAUAUAAAUCAUAUAGAUGAAACAAAUAAUAUAUGUAAUAGUAAUAAUAUUGUGGAUAUAAAAAAUGAGAAUAAUAAUAAAAAGAAAGAACAUGAAGAAAUGAAUAAAGAUAAUUCAAAUUUAGAAAAUAAAAACAUAAACAAUGAUUUUAUAAAAAAAUAUAAAGGACAUGAAUAUAUCAUAUCUUUUAAUAAAUUUGAAAAUAAUAUAAAUAAUAAGUUGAAAAAUUAUACUGAUUUUAUAAACUGGAAUAUUAUAUCCAUAGCCUUAGUAUCAUAUAAUAAAAUAAGUCAUGUAUAUGAAAAGAAAAGAGGACCGAAUGAAUGUAAAGAAAAAUUUUUAUCAUUAAUAAAAAAUGAUAUAUAUAAAAUUACGCAGUUGCAAAAUCUGUAUCAUGAUUAUUAUUUGAAUAAUAUUAAAAAUAAUUAUAAUAAUAGUAUGAAAAGAAAAAAGAAAAAAUGUAUGACCAAAUUAAAGUUCGUGCCAUUAUUUUCAUCAAAUAAUGUGAAUAAAUUAAUAAGUAUGUUCAAUAAAUAUAUGAAUGAAAAAUUAAAGAAAUAUGAAUUAAAAAAAAUGGAUAUGAUGAAUAGUAAUAACAUCGAAACAAUAAAAAUGAAAAAUAUCAAGAAUGAAAAAAGUGAAGAAAAGAAGAAUGAGGAGGAAAUAAAUAUAUUAAAUAAAAAUGAUGAUAAAAUAAAUGAAUAUAAUAAAGAUCAGUCAAACGUUAAAAAUGAAGAUAUCCAUUUAAUAAAAAAAGUAAAAAAAAAAUCUAAUAUUAUAAAAAAAAAGAAAAAAGGUUUUUUCCAUAAUUUGUUUAGUACAUUUUCUGGACAAAAAAGUCUAGAAAGCUCAGAAGAAAAUACAGAUUGUGGUAGGGAUAGUUUUUUUAGUUGUAGUGAUGUCGAAAUAUCUGCAACAAAAUUAGACGAUUCAUGCAUAUCAUUUUGUAAUAAUAAAAAUAAUAAGAAAAAAAGAACAAGAAAAAAUAUGAAACGUGGUGAAGAAGAAAAUGAAAGUGAAAGAAAUAAUGAAAGCGGAAUUGGAACUACAAGAAAAGAGUUAAUAGAUAUUAAUAAUAAAAUUAAUGAUGAGAAUGAUAAUUAUAAUAUUAGUAAGAAAAGAAGUAGUAAUAACAACUAUUACUUUGAUGAUUAUUUUGAUGAACAUUUUGAAGAUUAUUUAGAUGAUUAUUUUGAAGAUGAAUGGGAUGAUUAUGUAGAUGAAAAUUUUGUUUAUAACUCUGAUGAAUUUUUUGAAGAAGAUGUAAAUGAAUAUAAAAAAAUAAAUAAUAUUGAUGAGAAUACAUUUAAUAAUAGUAGUACAGAUAUUAUAAAAAAAAAUGAGAAAAAUAUUAUAGAGCAUAUGAAAGAAUUAAAUAAUACAUAUGAUGAUAAAAAUUCUCACAUAGAAAAAAAAGAGCUUUCCAUUUGUGUAAAUAUAAAAAAUAGUACAAAUGAAAAUAAUAAUAUAUUAAUAAACAAUGAUAUAUUUAAUUUAAAAGAUGAAAUAAAAGAUACAUAUAAUAAGGAUGUUUGUGUAAAUAGAAAAUCGGAAUUAAUAAUAAAUAAUGAAUAUAAAAAUGAUGAAUAUAAAUAUGAUUUCAAUUAUAUUUUAAAAAAUAGAGAUAAGAUAAAAAAAUGGUUGAAUUGUAUAUGUAAGAAUAAAAAGAAUAUAAAAGAAUUUAUGAAUAUAAUAAAUAAUGAUUAUUUUGUUAAAAAUAAAUAUUUCCAUAAACUGAUUGAAAGUGUUGUAAAUAAUGUAACUAAACAAGAAACGUCAUUUGCAUAUUCUAAUAAUAUAAUAAAUACAUUAAAUAAAGAACCAGAUUAUGAAUUAACUUAUAGAGAAAAUAUUAAUGAUACAAAUAUAAAUAAUCCUUUAGAUAAUGAAUUUAUUAAAAUGAUAAGAAAAAUAAUGGAAUAUGAUAAAAAGAGAAAAUUAAAAAGUAUACAGAAAUUAAAAAAUAUAUCCAAUAAUUAUAGUUAUAAUAAAAUUAAUGAAUUUUAUAUAUCCGCACCAAAUGAAUCAUAUAAAACAGUAAAUGAAUUUGUUCAGAAAAUAUUGAAUUAUGUACCUUAUGUAGAUGAUAAGAAAAAAAUUAUUAUAAAAAAAAUUAGGAAAAGAUUUCAAUGUAAGAAUCUUAUAUCACAAAUUUUAUUAGCUGACUAUAUAUUAGAUAAAUUAAAAAAUUUCCCAAUUAAUGAAUCUAUAGAAUCAUCUAAAAAUAAUAAUAAAACACUUGAUAUUUUAUUAUCUGAAACACGAUUAAAAGCUUAUAAUAAAUAUAUUAAUGAACACUUUAAUGAUAAUUAUGAUCCAGUUAAAAUUGAAAAAUCAUUUUUAAAAAUGUUUGCAUGUGAAAAUGAUGAGUUAUAUAAAAAUAAUUUAUUAAAUAGUAAUAAAGAAGUAACAAAUAUAAAUAUUAAGUCUGAAGAAGUCACAUUAAAUAAAUCUAUCCAAGACGAGAAAAAUAAUUUAUUAAAAGAUACUAUUAUUGAAUCAAAUGAGAUAAUACCGUCUAUUGUUGAUAAAGCGGUAGAUAUAAAUAAUGAAAAAAAUGAUAAAACUCUUGACAGUUCAUCACCUGUAGAUAUUAAUAAUAAGGAUUAUAUUGGAUAUAUGCCUGUUAAUAAAAAGGAUUUUGUAUCCAUGCAAAAUAAUUCUAAUCCUUCAGAUAUAAUUGAACAGUGUGUUAAUAAAGUUGAAGUGUAUAAUAAAGAUGUAAACCAGACCAAUGGAUAUAUCAAUACCAAUGAUGAUAAUAAAAUGAAUAAUUGUGUAAAUAAUAAUAUAACUCAUAUUAAUAAUAAUGUGAAUAAUGUGAAUAAUAUGAUUCAUAUAAAUAAUAAUAAUAGUAAUAAUGUGAGUAAUAUAAAUAAUAUGAAUGUAAACCAUUUAAAUAAUAAUAUAAACCAAAUUAAUAAUAAUCAUAAUAAUCAUCAUAAUAAUAAUAUGAGCAGUAUUUAUAUGGCAACUGAUCAAAAUGCACAUUAUAAUAAAAUGAAUGUUAUAGAAAAACAUGAUACAAUAAAUAACAUAAAAGAACGUUCACAAUCACUAUAUCACACAUCUUUUCAUAUGCAAAAUAAUAAUACACCAUUAUAUGAUAAAAUGGAAGGAGAUCAAAUUAAAUUAUCAAAAUAUAAUAAUUUAGAAUUUAAUAAGAAUAAUAUAGAUAUUAGUUCAACUAAUAACAAUGCAACCAAAAUAAAAGAUCAAGUAACGAAAGCAAAUAAUAAAGGAUCAACAAGAGGAAAGAGACAAACAUUAUCAUUAGUUAAACCAUAUAAUGAAAGUGAAAAGGUUCAAGAUUCUUCUGUAAUAAAUCAACCAGUAAAAAAUGUAUCGUCCAAAGAGGAGGAUGUUAUAUUAGGUAAUAAUAGGCAGAAAUCACAACCAAUUAAAAAUAUAGAUAUUACAAAUAAAAUGACAAAAUAUAAAACUUCUGUUAGUUCAUCCAUUUUAUCUUCAGAUAAAUUCAAGAACAACAAUAUUUUAAAUACUGUACAGAAUGAAAAUGUAUAUUUAUGUAGCAAAUUUAACUCCAAUAUGUCAACAUUAAAUAAUAAUAUGAAUAAUAAUAUGAAUAAUAAUAUGAAUAAUAAUGUGAAUAAUAAUAUGAACAAUAAUAUGAAUAAUAAUAUGAAUAAUAAUAUGAACAAUAAUAUGAAUAAUAAUAUGAACAAUAAUAUGAACAAUAAUAUGAACAAUAAUAUGAUCAAUACUAUGAACAAUAAUAUGAACAAUAAUAUGAACAAUAAUAUGAUCAAUACUAUGAACAAUAAUAUGAACAAUAAUAUGCAUGUUAUGGAUCAAGGCUCUUAUUUCACAUCAAAUAUGAUAAAUAGAGAAGGAAAUAAUUUAUCAAAUGAAGAACAAAGAAUGAAUACCAACACUGUAAGUAAUCACUAUAAUUCUAUAGUAUCAAAUGCACAAUUUAUAAAUGAUAGAGGAAAUUACCCAAACAGAAUACAAAAAAUAUUAAGUAAUAAUAAAUAUAGCAUAACUCCUAUGAAAACUAAUAUAACCCAAGAAAAUAUGAAUAAUUGUAUAGUUAAUCAUCAAACACCAAAUAAAAACAUACAAGAAUAUUAUAUUCAAAAUGCAUCACCAAAUAAAUUAAAUAAAAGCAUAUCGAAUGUAGAUAUAAUGAAAUCAAAUACGUCAUCUAUAUUAUAUCCACAAGCACAUAAUUCGGGAUCACCAAAUUUUAAUAAUGUACCUGAAUCACUACAAAAUGUGAAUGUAUUGCAUGCUUCAAAGAAAUAUCAUAUGAACAAUUCUAAUGAUAUUUCCACAAAUAUAAAUAACAACAAUAAUAUUAAUAACAAUAAUAAUAAUAACAAUAAUAAUAAUGUGCAUCAUAACAAUAUGAAUCAGAAUAAUAUGAAUAAUAUUAAUAUGAAUAAUAUCAAUAUGAACAAUAUCAAUAUGAAUAAUAUCAAUAUGAAUAAUAUCAAUAUGAAUAAUACGAAUAAUAAUGUGAAUAAUAUUAAUAUGAAUAAUAUUAACAGUAAUGUAAAUAAUAUUAAUAAUUCUAUGAAUAAUAUUAAUAUUAAUAUUAGUAAUAAUAUUAAUUAUAAUAUUAGUAAUAAUUAUAAUAACAGUGUAAGUAUGUACAAUAUUCCAAAUAAGGAAGAUGAUAAAUUUAUAUCACCUAUACAUUCUUCAAUGCAAAAUAAUAAAUAUAUACCUAUAAAUCGUAAUAAUAGUAGUAUGUCGUAUAAUAAGACACCUAUAUGUGAUAAUGUUGAAUUACCAAUAAAACAAAUGUCUGGAAAUAUUUCAAAUAAUUGUAACGCUUCUAUGCAAUUAGAAGUUUCAUCCAAUAGUUCAUCAAAGAAAUUACAACAUGCCAUAGGUAGUAAUAACAUCAAUACAGAUAAAAAAUCCUUUUUUAUGUAUAUAGAAAAUAAAGCAAGAAAUGGAUCAUCAUCUAUAAAUAAAAUUAAUGAUGAUAUGUUCUCUAUAAAAUCAUCAACACCGAGUAAUUAUCAUCCAUCCUAUACAACACACCCACAGUUUAUAUCAGAAAGUGAAAACAAAUUAAAUUUAUAUCAUGACCAAAUGUUAAAUCAAGAUAUUAUAAUGGAUAAUAAAAAUAUACAAAAUUUUACAUAUGCUCCAUGUUCUAAUAGUCUUAAUAGUAAUUUAAAAAAUACGAAUGCUAUGAAUAAUGAAACGAGAUCGAAUAUCAUUUCAAAUUAUAAACAGGUCAAAUAUUCAAAUAUAAGUGUUAAUAAUACACCUAAUAAUAAUGUAAUGGUGCAAACUCAAAAUAUGGCUAUACAAAAUAAUGCAAAGAAGUCCUUAAACUCUUCUACUACACACCCAAUAGUAAAUAGAACAAGUAUGGAAAAUAUAGACUUUAUAAAAUUAGCUAAUGAUCCAAUAAAUAUUCAUAGAAACAGUAUGCAUAUGGGUAAUAUAAAGAAUGAUAAUAUAGAGGAAAAGAAAAAUGUUUCAUCAAAUAUAAGAAGUAUAGCAGAUAAUUCUCAAUGCUUACAAAAUAUACAUCUUUUAAAUCAACAAAAUGAUAUUCAACAUAUGAAUUUGGAUAACAUAAAUAAUAAUAAUAAUAUGAAGAUGAAGAAAAAGAGUAAAAAUAAAAUUAAUAUAAAUAAUAAUCCGAAUAAUAAUGGACAAAUUGAUAAUGCCUAUUUAAAUGUGUCCCCAACCAUGUCAAAUUCAUUACAACAAACAAAUAUGUAUCAAAGUGAUAUGAAAAAUAGUGUUAUAUAUAAUACUAGUAUACAAGAAAAAGAUCCAAGCCAUAGAAAUUAUAACACACAAGGAAAUAAUAUACAAACUAUGAAUCAAUCAAAUGGUAAUAUAUACAAUGCAAAUGUGCCAAAUAGGAAACAAUCUAAUUUAAAUCAAUAUGUCAAUCCUAUGAAUUUCUUAAUGCAAGUUUUAAAUAAAUGUAAUAGUAAUUCGAAUGGUCAAGAUAAAUCAAGUGCAAGUAAUGUUAAUGUGAAUUAUGCAAAUGGAAAUAAUGCAUCCUUGAACCAGCCUAAUAUAAACAAUGUUAGUAUGAACCAUUCAAAUACAAACAACUUUAGUAUAAAUCAGCCAAAUAUAAACAACGUUAGUAUGAAUCAGCCAAAUAUAAACAACGUUAGUAUGAAUCAGCCAAAUAUAAAUAACGUUAGUAUGAACCAUCCAAGUACAAACCAUUUUAGUAUGAAUCAGCAAAAUACAAACAGUUUUAGUAUGAACAAAUCAAGUACAAACAAUUUCAGUAUGAACCAACCCAAUACAAACAAUUUUAGUAUGAACCAUCCAAGUACAAACAAUUUUAGUAUGAACCAGCCAAAUACAAACAAUUUUAGUAUGAACCAGCCCAAUACAAAUAAUGUUAAUAUGAAUAAUCUUAAUAUGAACCAAUCUAGUAUGAAUCAUACAAAUAUGACAAGCCCAAUAUUUAAUCAAUCAAAUUCUUCUAAACAAAGCGUCAACGAAAAUACUUUUGUACCCCCUGCAUAUCAUACAUCAAAUAUAAUUCAAAAGAAUGGAAGCGCAGUAUAUAAUGAUAAUUUUAAUAAUCCUAAUGUGAUGAAUGUUGGAGGAUUAAAGAAUACUAUGACAAAAAAUAUUAUACAAAGAGUACCUCAAAAAAAAGGAUAUACCACUCAUGAUAUGAACCAACAAGAGAGAUUACAACAAGAAAGGUUACAGCAAAAAUGGGAACAACAAAAAGUUCAUCAAGAUUUAUACCAAAAGUCAUAUGAUAAAGAAAAUGAAACUAUUAAUUCUUCUACCUAUCAAGAGUUAAAGAAUCACUCUUUACAAGAAAAUACAAUUACAAAUGAUUCAAUGAGACAACAAAUAUUCUUAAAAACAAUGCAACCAGAAAACAUUCCAAAAGAGUUGCAAAAAAUGCAUUCUCAUCAAUUACAAACAGAAAAGAUGAAAAACCAGCAAUUAUCUGCACAUUCAUUACAGCAUAUGUAUCCAAAUCAAAUGUCAUCACAGGUACAUUCAUCCGUUCAUGCUCAAAAAAUUAAACAGCAGCUACAACAACAAAUGAAUCAUCAACAAAUAAAUCAACAUCAAAUAAAUCAACAUCAAAUAAAUCAACAACAAAUGAAUCAACAACAAAUGAAUCAACAACAAAUGAAUCAACAACAAAUGAAUCAACAACAAAUGAAUCAACAACAAAUAAAUCAGCAUCAAAUAAAUCAACAAAUAAAUCAACAAAUAAAUCAACAACAAAUGAAUAAAUAUCCAUAUCAAGGACAAGAAAUAAAAAAGCAUAUGGAUCAGCUACAACAAAAUGUAUCAGUAAUGCCACAACAAAAAAUGCAGCCAAUUUAUUCUAUGAAACAAAAUAUGUCAUUUAAUGAAGAAAAUGAAAUAAAAAGAAACACAAGGAAAAUAACUUUACCAAUGAAUCAACAAAUGCCCAAUAUGCAUAAUAUACAACAACAAAUAAAUAAUAAAAUGGAUGAAAGGAUGUCAAUAGAAAAUAUAAAUGAAAAUAAUUUAUAUAAUAUGAUGAAUAGAAAAUUGUCUACCUCUAUAAAUAAAUUUAACAAUCAUGAUCAGUAUUACACAUAUGAUUCAUAUCAACAACAACAAUUACAAGGAAAUAAUAUUAAUGUUAUGGAUAUUAGAAAUGUUGAUAAAAAUGAAAAUAAUAAAUUUCUAUUAAAAAAUAAUCAAUCAAGAGAUAUACAAAACAACUGUACAAAUAUUAUGAUGAAUAGUAAUAUGCCAUCAUCCUAUAUCUCUCCCGGACAAUCUUAUAAACUAAAUUCUAAUCAAAAUAUAAAUCAUACGCAACAAAAAUAA
Messenger RNA from Plasmodium gaboni, 13497 nucleotides. RefSeq lists its product as hypothetical. The record is from RefSeq and is a predicted model, not a curated record. Gene Ontology annotation, cellular component: nucleus. The coding region runs from base 1 to 13497 and encodes 4498 amino acids. The transcript has a single exon. Gene Ontology annotation, molecular function: DNA-binding transcription factor activity, RNA polymerase II-specific; cis-regulatory region sequence-specific DNA binding. Lineage: Eukaryota; Apicomplexa; Aconoidasida; Haemosporida; Plasmodiidae. Gene Ontology annotation, biological process: response to starvation.